This is a messenger RNA of Neodiprion fabricii, 1246 nucleotides long. RefSeq names its product GTP:AMP phosphotransferase AK3, mitochondrial (gene Ak3). The coding region runs from base 212 to 886 and encodes 224 amino acids. The transcript has 4 exons. The record is from RefSeq and is a predicted model, not a curated record. Gene Ontology annotation, molecular function: AMP kinase activity; ATP binding. Gene Ontology annotation, biological process: nucleobase-containing compound metabolic process. NCBI's taxonomy places the organism in Eukaryota, Metazoa, Arthropoda, Insecta, Hymenoptera, Diprionidae. Gene Ontology annotation, cellular component: cytoplasm; mitochondrion.
GCGCGCAGUUUGCUGACUGCCACUACCAUGGAUCAAGGGUCGCUUGAACGUGUUACAUAUCCUAAUGAUAACGUACUAGCAAUCAUUCGUAGAACCUUGUAGUAAGACUGCUGCGCUUCGUCAGUAAGCGCAUUGAGUCUGGUCGGCGCAUCAGAGCAACUGUUGCAAUUUCGGUGACGAUUCAAGGCUAACCAUCGAGCGGCAGAGAAGGAUGACGUCAGCCACGACAGCUCGAAGGGCUAUUGGUGCAGCCUUCAGGGCCGUCAUUCUUGGGGCCCCGGCCUCCGGAAAGGGCACGGUAUCAUCUCGCAUCGUGAAAAGUUUCAACGUCACCCACGUUUCGAGCGGGGAUAUUUUGCGGCGACACAUUAUGCAGAAGACGGAAUUGGGUUUGGAAGUAAGUAAAUACUUAAGCAAAGGCGAUCUCGUACCGGAUGAAACCAUGAUUGUCCUGAUCGGUAAAGAAGUCGAAAGUCUGGAUAAAAAAAAUUGGUUACUGGACGGUUUCCCACGAACGGUGGCCCAAGCAGAACGAUUACAACAACUAUAUCCUGUGAAUAUAGUCAUCAAUCUCGUCGUACCUCAUGAUGUUAUAUUAAAGAGGGUGGAGGGUCGGUGGGUUCACUUACCUAGCGGAAGAGUUUAUAAUAUCGGUUUCAACGAACCAAAAGUGUCGGGAAAAGAUGACGUAACUGGAGAACCGUUGGUACAGAGACCGGACGACAAGCGGGAAGUUGUAGAACGACGGUUAAACGAUUACGCUAAAAAUACUGAACCAGUUAUUGAGUAUUAUAGGAAAACGGGGAUCCUUAGUGAUUUUCAUGGAAGUACUACAGACGAAAUGUGGCCGAGCAUAAAGGACUACGUAGCAAAAUUUACAUCUUGAUGACUUUUUUUUUAUUUAUCUGCCAGAGGUGUUUUAUAUUAAUUUAUUAAUCGUACGAGGUAUUAGAUAGGCGAAUUCAAUUUAUCAAAUUCAUAUUUGCCAUAGCUUUUAUGUUUAUGGUGUCAAUUUUUUUGUAGUAAUUAUCAUCUGUUUGCACUCAACAUAUCAAAAUUUAGGGAAACUAAUUGAGUAUAAAAGUAUAAAACCUAUCCACAAAAAUAUGACAAAUAAUACUUCAGACUUCAAUGCUACACGUCUCAGCUAGCCUGUAAUACUAUGUAAAAAUUUUCACUGUCUCUCAUGUUAUUAUGUACAUUGUAUAGAUUAUGAAAAUUACGCAAUUAAAAGUGCUGGACAAUA